UUGCUCAUUCCUCCUCGCCAUUCAUUUGCCCAAUGACUCGCCGCCUUCGAGCUUCACCCGAUCCAUACUCCCAGGACGGCGAAGGUGGCAUGACCGACAGCGAGAAACGUGCGGGACCCGAGAAGAUUGCCAGGAGUGGUGUGCGCGCAGUUAGUGAGGAUCCUUGGAUUUCCGCGGCCGAGGAGGGCCCAAGGCACAUCCUGUCGCCCGACGCGGCGCCGCUCAUGCGUUCUCACUCAUCACCAUGGCCGUGGUCUGAGUCAUCGCCUUGGUCGUGGUCGCAAUAUAUCGUCCCUCGCCGUCAGGGUAUCAAGCGUCGCCUGUCAAGCCCGGCGAUCCUUGUCCACGACCCCGACAAGCCCAAACUCAACGCGAAUGACCUCCGGUUUCUCCAGGACCUUCUAAAGACUCUCCAGUCACUGAGAAGGGACCUCAAGAAUCCCGAUUCUGAUGGCGACCUGUCCGAUCCAGGUAGCGACUGGACGCCGACACCCCCGGAUAGCCCCGAUCCCAAUGCCGAGAAGCCUUCGUUUCGCUGCAGGGUUCAAGUUCGAGCUCUCAGGUCGCUGAUGUACGAUGAGUGGGAGACGGCGCGUGAAAGCCUCGACGAUAUGCUGUCCCAGGGGGAAAUCAGCAUUGCGGAGUAUGCGUGGUGGUACAAUCGGUUGGAGUUUGAGGCGCAUACUGUGAGCUACAUGUACGGUGCCUAGUGUUUGGCGUGCAUAGUCUGUGGCGUGUAGAUGCAUAUGUAGAGAGAGAAAUA
Messenger RNA from Cutaneotrichosporon oleaginosum, 763 nucleotides. RefSeq lists its product as uncharacterized. The record is from RefSeq and is a predicted model, not a curated record. NCBI's taxonomy places the organism in Eukaryota, Fungi, Basidiomycota, Tremellomycetes, Trichosporonales, Trichosporonaceae.